UAACCCGAACUCUCGCCCUCACACACAGCCACAGGUUUCGUUGGCGUUCAGUUUUGAACAAGUAGCGGGGGUAAACAUUGCUGCUGAACGGACAACAUGAGUAUCCUUAGGAAAUUACGACUGCUCACCAACUAAAAUUGUUCAUGAAUCGAGAUAUGUCAUGGCCUCGAAAUCAGACCAGCUUCUUAUUGUCGUUUCCAUUCUUGAAGGUCGUCAGUUUCCCAAGAAACAGCAACAAAAUUUAGUCGUACAAGCAAAGUUUGAUGGGGAACAGCUAGAGACAGACCCUGUGGAGCAUAAAGAACAGCCACAGUUUUGUACAGAGCUGGCAUGGGAGCUCGAUCGCAGAACUCUUCACCAGCAUAGACUCCAGCGGACACCCAUCAAGUUACAGUGCUAUGCAAUUGAUUCAAAAAACUCUGUAAGAGAAUGUGUUGGAUAUAUUGUCUUGGAUCUCAGAUCAGUCCAGGAAGUUAAGCAGCCUCCUAAAUGGUAUUCUUUGCUAAGUAGUAAGUACACUAAACUGAAGCCAUCACUCUUGUUGAGCCUGGUCCUGGAGAAUGACACCAAACAGGCACCUGAUCAAUUUAAGGCAAAGAAAGCUCCACCAAGACCAGGGUCUCCAGUAAUGACGAAGCUUGAGUCAAUGAAACUAGAGGUGAUUCUAAAUGAAGAUGAAGGAUAUCAUCAAAUUGGACCACCAGAUAUUUGCAAAGACCUGUUUGUUCUGUCUGUAACUGUAGCCUUUGCAGCUAGACUGGAACAGCUAAUCUCCAGUUCAACAAAGCUGGUCAGUGAAGGCUCAGAGUUUUUCUUCUUCUACACUCUCCUGGGUAAUGAUGUCACCAGCGAACCCUUCCAAAACCUCAUCAGUCCAAACUUUGAGCCAGAACGAGCCUCAGUUCGUAUUCGCAGCAAUGACAGAGUCUUACGAGUUUUUUUCAGCCAGCAGCAGAACCUUCAGAUCCAUCUCUGCUGCGGAAAUCAGUCUUUAGGCAGCACAGAGGUCUCUCUUGCUGCACUCAUGAAGAAUAGUGUGGAUCUGGUCAAGCAGGUGGCCACUGUAGAGGGGGCCUUUGUCUUGAAACCACCAAAUCGCAUCCAGCAGAACCGUCGGUCUGUCCCAGUGGAUUUACAGCCAACAGUUGGGGUGGCAGUAACCUUGAGAAGAGAGGAGGCCGAUGCUGAGCUGUUAGAGCUGCCUAUUAAGGGUGGAGAUGGGCUUAAGACUCCAGUGAAAAAAAGCCCAGGAGUGCAUUUCUUUCCGGAGCCAACUCCAUCUGAGCCAAGACAAUGUAGCCCAUCUCCUGUCCUGUCCCAGAAGUCUCUAUCACCCUCCCCGGAACAUCAGCAUUCAGAGAGUGAGGCUGAGAGCCUGCCUGAUGAUGCAAGGGAAGCUCAUCCAGAACAAUCGGGUGAGACUGUGGGCAGACUUGACAAUUUGCCGGUGCCUCCAUUGGCUGCAUCUGAAACUGUGUUACCUGAGAGUGAACCAGAAAUUCCAGGAUCUUCCAUUACUGUGUCUGCUCCAAAGAUUGCCAUUCCAGCCUCAGCACAUCAUUACUGCUUCUCCAUCGAUCUGCGCAGCAUCAGAGAUCUUAAUGUGAGCUUUCCUGUGAACUGCACACUGAGGUAUGCCUACCAGUUCUUUGGGAGUGCAGCCCCAAUAAUGACAAAUCCUGCAGUGGAGAUUAAGAAGAGCACAGAAGUAUUCCUGCCUCAAUCCUACUGUGCCUUUGAUUUUGCUGCACUGCCCAGUCAAUUACAGGAUACAUUCUUGAGGGUUCCCCUGGUGGUAGAAAUGUGGCAUCGAGACCCUACUGCCAGAGAUGUCCUACUUGGCAUUGCCAGCAUUCAGCUUUCCCACCUGCUCACUUCAGAGAAGACCCGCUUCCUUGGCCAGUCUGGCCAGCAGCACUGGAGACAGACUUACUCUGAGAGGAUAGCCGUCAUCAAAACAACAGGAUCAAAUGAAAAGGUGGCUGAACUUAGCUGUGUGACAGUUCUGGAGGAUAUGGGUUUAGUGAAAGCAAAGGACGUCCUCUUAUCUGAAUCUUCCCAGAGUGCUAAUCAGGUGCACCAGAAGCCAGCAGCUCCUGCUAGGCCUUACAGUGAGGGUGAGGUAGGGACUAAGCCUCGGGAGACUCUGGAGUACAAGGCAGCACUGGAGCUUGAGAUGUGGAAGGAGAUGCAAGAAGAUCUAUUUGAAAACCAGCUGAAGCAGAAAGAACUAAGCCAUAUGCAGGCCCUGGCAGAGGAGUGGAGGAAAAGAGAUCGGGAACGAGAGGCACUCGUCAAAAAGAAGGAGAUGGAGUAUAAUCUGUUGGAAGAGCAGCUCCAGAAGGCUCUAGCUGAUCUAGAAAAAAGAGAAAAGACUCUAGCUCAUGCAGAGUUGGAGACACAGAGGCUGCAGCGGGAAAUGCACGUGGAACAUGAGUUCAGCAUGCGGGAACUGCAAGACAGCACCAGGCGGUUACGUGAAGACUGUGCUCACCAGGUGGAUCUGGAGAGGUCAAAGGUCAGGCAGCUUGAAGAGGACCUUGCAAGGCGUCAACAGCAGGUAAUAGAUGCUGAAAAGAAGUACAAACUCCUGGAAAAAGAAUUUCAACAUUAUCGUGACCAGCAGAACACUCGGCCUGAAAUCCAUUUACAGUCUGAGAUUAAUCUGCUCCGAUUAGAGAAGGCUGAACUGGAGCGGAAAUUAGAAUCAACAAUAAAAUCUAAACUGCAUUACAAGCAGCAGUGGGGGCGUGCUCUAAAAGAACUUGCGAGAUUUAAACAGAGAGAACAGGAGAAUGCCAUGACACGGCUGAAGAAGCAGCAGCAAGAACUGGAGCACAUGAGGCUACGGUAUCUGGCAGCUGAAGAGAAGGAAGCUGUCAAGAAUGAGAAACAUGAGCUCCAGGACAUCCGCAAUGAGCUGAAUAGGCUAAAGCAGCAGGAUGAGAAGAGAACAUGGAAGGAGCCAACAAGCAUGUCUCUGAAUGAGAGUGCUGAUGAGCACCUGAGUCGCCUGUUGGAGGAGAGAGACACACUGCUUCGUACAGGUGUGUACACACACGAGGACCGUAUCAUUGCUGAACUCAAUAGGCAGAUUCAAGAGGCCAUGGCCAACAGAGUUCCAAACUGAAUUACCAUUUGGAACUGUUUCCCAAUAAAGCAAAAUGUUGUGCCCCAUAUGCACACUAAAUUAUGCAACUGCUGAGUGUAGAGAAAAAUGCCACAUUCCAAAGGAUAAUGCAUCCAAAAAUUUUUUACUUUUUUUGUUUUAGUCAUUCUAAUUAAUUGGGAAUUAUUAAUGGCUCACCAUCCACAACAUUUGUGUGUGUAUGUGUGUGUGUGUGUGUGUGUGUGUGUUUGUGUUUUGGCCAUGGGUUUUCUUAAUUGAUGAUUUCUUUGGUUUUGGUGAAUGAGGGAUUUCACCAGGUGGCACUAUCUCUCAAGAAAUGGUUGCAAAAAAUAUUAUACACAUUCUUUAAAUAUUCCUGAAUUUCUUUGAAGUUGUGUAUGUGUCUAUUUAUUGUGUGAUUUGACUCAAAGUCAAUAUAUGUAUACAAGGUAUGUGUUGUUACUUUUGCUUUUAUAUUUGCAUCUGUCUUUGUCUAAUAAAUUAUUUCUAAUGUGUUAA
Messenger RNA from Pangasianodon hypophthalmus (striped catfish), 3628 nucleotides. Its product is annotated as centrosomal protein of 120 kDa. Lineage: Eukaryota; Metazoa; Chordata; Actinopteri; Siluriformes; Pangasiidae. Bases 161 to 3130 code for a protein of 989 amino acids. Gene Ontology annotation, cellular component: centriole; centrosome. Gene Ontology annotation, biological process: interkinetic nuclear migration; positive regulation of centriole elongation; centrosome cycle. The transcript has 20 exons. The record is from RefSeq and is a predicted model, not a curated record.